AUGUCCACUGAUCCAGAAUCGAGCUCUGGUCGACAGAACAGCGGACCCCUGAACGUCGCUCUCAGCGAUAGCUCCAUGCGAUCUUCCGAACCGAGCGAGGAAAUGCAGUCUGUAUCCUACCGCAAAUUGAACCUUCGCUCUGCAGAGAUCUUCGUCACUAAGCUUCAAAGAGAACAAUGGCCAGACCAUAUCAAAGACGUUGCUGACCAACUUACUCGUAAUCUCGUCUCCGAGACUGCCAGAAUCACGAACAAGGAAUCGUCUUCAUCCCUGAGUCCGAGGGAGGUUGCCGAGAGAGAUACUGCCGCUGCCCUGGCGCAUGAAGUCGCACAGUGUAAUCUGCUACCGGAGCCGCACUGGAUCUCACUCAAUUGGCGCGUCUUCAGCGUCUUCAGGGAAGAAGAACUCUUUAGCAGCUUGAGCCAGAGAUUCGAAGUGCCGAUAGGACCCGUGAGCUACGGCGAUUGGCAUCUCUCCACUCCGAAGCCAGACAUCACCAUUGGGCUUGCCACAGAUGAACAUUGUGCCUUCGGAUUGUCCACUGCUCAAGCUCGAGUUCUCUCGCAGAAGUUCCUCUCGGACCUCAUGGCUUUGCGCGACAUACACCCAUUUAUUGCUCCCGUUUGUACCGAGUUAGUCUUUCCCUGCCUAAUCUCCGUAACCAAGGACUACUCAGGUAGCCUAUACGCAGCGGAAAAUCAGGCAGCUCAUGGUGCAGCAAAGGCCUUGGCAAUGGUCCAGUCCCUUCGAGACAGCUACCUUCGAGGACCCGACACCCAAGUUACUCCUCGUCUGCCUACAAUCGUCAUCUGUUCGCAAGGCUGUCUCUUUGAGGUCCUUGUCGCCUUCGACGUCCGAAGGGAGGAGCUCCCGCUUCAACAAGGCCCCGUUGCAGAUUCAACAAGGUCAGUUGUCAACCCUGGAGUACAUCUAGUUCGUGUCUGGGUCGGAGCUGCCGACGAGCUCGAGACAAUGUAUCAGUUCCAACUGCUACUACAGAGGAUCAAGCGAUGGAUCUUGGACACGUGGAGACCCACCGUGCUGGGCAUGCUCGAGGCUGUGAAGACCAGUAUGAUCGAGGAAGAAGCAGAGGAGGAAAUGGUCAGCUAUACGUCAAGUACUUCAUAA
This is a messenger RNA of Microstroma glucosiphilum, 1128 nucleotides long. RefSeq lists its product as hypothetical. Bases 1 to 1128 code for a protein of 375 amino acids. The transcript has a single exon. NCBI's taxonomy places the organism in Eukaryota, Fungi, Basidiomycota, Exobasidiomycetes, Microstromatales, Microstromataceae. The record is from RefSeq and is a predicted model, not a curated record.